AUGGGGCUGUGAGGGCGCCGGACACCCCGCGCCGCGCCGAGCGGGACCAGCGGGCUCCUCACCGGGCUCCGCUCCGGGCCGUGCUCCGGGCCCACCGCAGGCACCGCCACAGGCACCGCCGCUGCCGUGCGGCUCGCAGGAGGGGGUAGUGAAAAAGAAAACCUCAAGAUGAGUAAAAAGCCUCCCAAUCGUCCUGGAAUCACAUUUGAGAUUGGUGCUCGCUUGGAGGCACUGGAUUAUUUACAGAAAUGGUAUCCAUCUCGUAUUGAGAAGAUAGAUUAUGAAGAGGGGAAGAUGUUGGUCCAUUUUGAACGAUGGAGUCAUCGUUACGAUGAGUGGAUUUACUGGGACAGCAAUAGGUUGCGACCCUUGGAGCGACCAGCAUUAAGGAAAGAAGGGCUAAAAGAUGAUGAAGAAUUUGUUGAUUUUAAACCCGGAGAAGAAGUACUAGCUCGUUGGACAGAUUGUCGAUACUACCCUGCAAAGAUUGAAGCAAUUAAUAAAGAGGGGACCUUCACAGUACAGUUCUAUGAUGGUGUUAUUCGAUGUCUUAAGAGGAUGCAUAUCAAAUCUAUGCCAGAGGAUGCAAAAGGACAGGCGCGCGAGAGGGAGCAGAUAGCGCCGGAGCUGAGAUUAGUGACGGAAAUCGAACCAAAAGAAGAUUGGAUAGCUUUGGUCAAAGCUGCUGCUGCAGCAGCAGCCAAGAACAAAGCAGGAAGUAAACCUAGAACCAGCGCAAACAGCAAUAAAGAUAAAGAGGACAGAAAAUGGCUAAAAGUUCCUUCAAAAAAGGAAGAAACCUCAACUUCUACAAUCAUGCAGGAAGUCCAAAAAAAGGAAGAGGAGCCUACAUCUAGUGAUACGUUUGUAGGAUUUCCUGUAGUGGAUGUUCCAAAGAUGGCUUUUGUGCAGGCAGAGAGCACGUUAUCGCACAAGAGGAAAAGUAAUUUAGGCAACUCAUUUCAGGCAAAGAGAGCUCGUCUUAACAAGAUCACUGGUUUAUUGGCAUCCAAAGCUGUUGUUGCGGAUGGUGCUGAAAAAAGGGAAGGCAACAAAGAAACAGCUCCAGUCCUGGAGCAGGAGAUUUCACCUAAACCACAAAGUCAGAAAAAAAAUGAAGCUGAUAUUAGCAGUUCUGCCAACAUUCAGAAACCUGCACUGUUAUCCUCAACUUUGUCUUCAGGAAAGGCUCGCAGCAAGAAAUGCAAACAAGAAUCUGGAGAUUCUUCUGGGUGUAUAAAGCCCCCUAAAUCACCACUUUCCCCAGAAUUAAUACAAGUCGAGGAUUUGACGCUGGUCUCUCAGCUUCCUUCUUCUGUGAUAAAUAAAACUAGUCCAUCACAACCAGUGAAUUCCCCUAGAUCCUACAAACAUAGCCAACGGAGAAGAAGAUCACAGCGUUUAGCCACUUGCUCCUUGCCUGAUGAUUCUGUAGAAAAAGUUUCUUCUCCCUCUUCAGUUACUGAUGGAAAAGUGUUCUCCAUCAGUGGUCAAAACCAACAGUCAUCAAAAUUGGAGGUACCUGAUGUUGCUCAUAUGUCACUUGAGAAGCGUGGACCAUGUCUCCCUCUUGAUUUAAGCCGUAGUUCGGAAGUUACAGCACCAUUAUCCACAGAAUCCACUUUCCGUAAUGAAUAUCCCAGUAAAGACAAGGAAGAUAUUCAGAUGAUUACAUAUCUUUCUUCCAAAGCAGUAACUGAUGGAAGAGUAGCUACAACAGCGUCAGCACCCUCGUCCCAUGUACAUGCCUUGCAGCUGGAAAUGCCUUUAACCAAUAGUCUAAAGUUACCCAAAGGGAAUAGUAAAAAAAAGAGGUCUUCCACAUCAGUGAGCUCUGAAGGGACAGAGAUACAGUGCUCUGUGCCCAUAAAGGAGAAAAGUUUUGAGAGUCUGAAGGAACAAAUAUUAAAGAACGUGAUUGAGAAGGACAAGCAUUCAGAAGUUGGUGCUGUGAGAAUGGAGAGAAAAGGGAAACUGGAAGAGAAAAGUUCUUCAACAUAUGGUAAAAAGAAAGAAAAGGAGAAAAAAGAGAAAAAGGAGAAGGAUCAUAAAUCAAAGCAGAAAAAGAAGAAGAAGAAAAAGAAGAAAUCUAGGCAGUAUGAUUAUUCAGAUUAUGAAGAUAGCUCUGUUGAGUACUUGGACAGGUGCUCCUCUCCAUUAACGCGGUCCUCGGGGAGCUCUCUGACUCUGCGCAGUAUGUUCUCAGAGAAGAAUACAUCAUACCAGUAUCCAAGAGCUAUCUUAUCUGUUGACCUUAGUGGAGAAAACCUUUCAGAUAUGGAGUUCUUGGAUGAUUCCUCUACAGAGAGUUUGUUACUUAGUGGAGAUGAAUACAAUCAGGAUUUUGAUUCAACUAACUUUGAAGAGUCUCAGGAUGAAGAUGAUGCUCUAAAUGAAAUUGUUAGAUGCAUUUGUGAACUGGAUGAAGAAAAUGGCUUUAUGAUUCAGUGUGAAGAAUGCUUGUGUUGGCAGCACAGCGUAUGCAUGGGACUGUUGGAGGACAGCAUUCCAGAGCAGUACAUCUGUUAUAUCUGCAGAGAUCCACCAGGUCAGAGGUGGAGUGCCAAAUAUCUUUAUGAUAAAGAGUGGUUAAACAAUGGACACAUGUGUGGAUUAUCAUUUCUGAAAGAAAACUACUCUCAUCUUAAUGCCAAAAAGAUUGUGUCAACGCAUCACCUACUUGCGGAUGUGUAUGGUGUAACUGAAAUAUUGCAUGGACUGCAGCUGAAGAUUGGGAUACUAAAAAAUAAGCAUCACCCAGACCUUCAUCUCUGGGCUUAUUCAGGGACACGAAAAGAACAAGAGCCAAUAACUAUUGGGGUAGAGAAAAAAUCAGUGACUUUGCCAGAUGCUGUUAAUCCACCUGAAAGGACGUGUCGCAGUCAAAACCAUAAAGAGCCACCCAGUAUACCCCAGAAGAUGGAAGAAACGUACAUCACAAGUGAGCACAGUUACCAGAAACCGCAGAGUUUUGGUCAAGACUGCAAAGCAGUUGCUGACCCUAUGAGCUCAGAUGAUGAAGAUACAAGUAGUUUUGAUGAAGAUCAGGAAUUUCACACAGAGAAUAAAAACUGUUUACAAUAUUCUUUUAAAGAUGGUGGCAUGAAUGAGCAGAAGAAUUCUGCUGAAGGAAACACUGUGUUUGUUUGUAAUGAAAGAAAAGGCUCAGAAGAACAAGCGGACACACAUCUUCAAUGGCAGCUAAAUCUCCUUACCCAUAUAGAGAAUGUACAGAAUGAAGUCACCAGCAGAAUGGACCUGAUUGAAAAAGAAGUUGAUGUUUUAGAAAGCUGGCUUGAUUUCACUGGAGAACUGGAACCACCAGAUCCUCUGGCAAGAUUGCCUCAGCUCAAGCGACGGAUCAAACAGCUCUUAAUUGACAUGGGGAAAGUACAGCAAAUAGCGACACUUUGCUCUGUAUGACAAAAGGAAGAAUAAAGAAAUAAAAAUAGGAUCUUUACGGUGAAUUUUCUUACUAGCCACAAGACUGACAGGAAGUCAGCAAAAAGCUGAGCAUUUAUCUGGUUCUUUGCUGAUUAGUAGCCUGAAGCUUUAGAGAGGGGAAUUUAGAGUAAGGAAUCUCUCGUAUUGAAAAUCUGAAUAUGCAAUGUCCAAACUUCACAAUGUAACAUAGUUCAUACUGAAAAAUGCUGAUAUGAUUUGAACAUGAUAAACAAGAAAAUCCCCCACCCCCCACUCCCUCCCAAGGAAGUUCAACAAACAAAAACUCGGUGAAGAACAAUACUACUGUUUGGAAACCUUUGGCAAAUAAUAUCUAACUUAGCAUUAUCCAGCUGGAGUUCUUGGGAACUGCUUUUUUAAUGAAUCCCUCUUGUCUUGCUAGUAAAAGAUAGACACAGAGAGAUCUGUAUCCUCUCUACAAGGGAAGUUUUUAGGUUAUGUCCUUCACGAAUGUUCAGGAAAGCAAACAUGUUAGUUUUGAUUUAUUUUUUUUUUGAAAGAAACUACUUAUCAUGGUCUCCUUUUUAAACUAUUUUUAAAAAUAGGAAUCCUUAUUACAGCACCCUUAGGCUCCUUUCAGACACAAGUGGCAAAUAGUGGUCAGAUGUGCCAAAUAAUACUUAAAACCACUGGGAUGAGAAUCUGGUUAUGACUUACAUGAAGGUUUUUUCCAAAGUCCUACUCGGUGCCAGCAAUCCAUCCAAAAUUGUAUCUAGUUUAUAUUUCUUUAUGUUCUAUUGCAGUGUUCAGGGUUCAAGGUACAUUUUUUGUCCUGGGAAAGCUCUGUUCUGGUGUUGGCCCUCUGAAACUUUACCAUCCUCAGCUGGGAUGAGGAAUGACAAGAGCAGCAAAUCUGGCUGUGGCUGGGAAUAUGCUAAACCACUAGAGUAAAUCUCACGAGAUACAUGAUCCGAGAUGUUUUAAUGAAACCUUUCAGCUUCAGUGGAUGAAAUGUCAUGAAACCAAAGGCAACCUGCUCGCUCUGUUAGCUCUUGCUGGAUUUUGAGCCCAGGACUUUCCCUGUGCUUCUAAGUUGUCGCUGUACCCAGUGCUACACACACAUUUGUAUGUGUAUGUAUAUGUGUAUAGCUACACAUGUACAUAUAUGCAUACUCUCUACAUUUAUACCUACACAUGUCUAGUUUUGUUACAAUAGACUCUGAGAACUGGUGGUUAACAUGAAAUGUUACCUUUUAACAAGCAGUUUCUAAAAAUGAAAAUAAUGUAUGUACAGGUUUUGAAAUUUGUAAAAUAUGACUGUUAAAAGGAGGCUAUUUAACUGGUGACAUUAAGAUACUUGAACAUUUUAUGCCUCACAUCUGUUUAUCAGUUCUAGUUAUCUGUAUAAAUGCAUUUUAGAACCGAUAGACAGUAAACUUGAAUUUACCUUUUGAUAAAGAGUACAAGCCACUGUACAUUCAAAAACUAUUUAAAUUUGCAAACACACUGUUCUAUAUGUAAGGUACUGUAUGUAAAACUGUUUAUUAAAACUAUUCUGCAUACUCUCCAUUUUCCACUGUUCUUCCUGAUCUGCAUACAACUGUAAUAAUGAUUGUUCUAAUGUACAGACCGCCAAAAAUAAUCUUGGAAUGCCUUUUGAGGAUGCAUAACAUUGAAAUAUGUGCCAAAGAUGGAUUAUCUGGGAAAGACUUUGCAGGCAGUGCAUUGAACUUUUAUGAUAGAACCAUUAUUGAGGAA
Melopsittacus undulatus (budgerigar) is the source of this 5160-nucleotide messenger RNA. It is a transcript of the gene PHF20L1, whose product is annotated as PHD finger protein 20 like 1. The record is from RefSeq and is a predicted model, not a curated record. The transcript has 22 exons. Gene Ontology annotation, biological process: regulation of transcription by RNA polymerase II. Lineage: Eukaryota; Metazoa; Chordata; Aves; Psittaciformes; Psittaculidae. The coding region runs from base 169 to 3423 and encodes 1084 amino acids. Gene Ontology annotation, cellular component: NSL complex.